UCUGCUCGCCACUAUUGCUACACCCGCUGCUGAAGAUUAAAAUUAGACAGUGGAUAAACUAAAGAAACAAUUCAAGUUAGUGUUGUCUGCAGACAGCAGCAGAGGAGAUGUCGGUGUUUGAGAGCCGUGUUUGCGCUGGGACUCACCUCUGUGUGAAGUGGUACAGUCCCGUUAGACGCAGUCUGUGAGUCCUGUUAGCAACAGCAGCAGUUAGCGGAUAUCGAGAAACACAAACAUGCGGAUAACCUGCACUUUACUAUAAAACUAGUCUUUAUAAUGAACUUUUACCGGCUGACUAUUUUAUUGGGAGCAUCAGUGUGUGUGUGUGUUGGUGUGCAUGUCACAGUGCGGGACAAGCAGCGCUAUGCCAUGCUCUUUCAGUCAGUGGUCCUGCCGUGUCAGUACCAAACGGCCUCCCUUCAGACCCCGGUGGUGCAGUGGUGGUACAAGUCCUACUGUCGAGACCGCACACGAGAGUCCUUCAACCCGUCCGAGAGUCUGGCCAUCCAGACCUCUGUGCUGGGUGCUACAUCUCACCUGGAGUGCUCUGACAGCAGCCGUACCGUUCGGGUUGUGGCCUCUGCUCAGGGAGCCUCCAUGACGCUGUCUGAGCACUACAAAGGCAGAGACAUCACCAUCAUAAACAAGGCAGACCUGCGUAUCGGGGAGCUGCAGUGGGGUGACAGUGGAGUGUACUUCUGUAAAGUCGUCAUUUCUGACGAUCUGGAAGGGAAGAAUGAGGGCCAGCUGGAGUUACUGGUGCUGGGCAGGACAGGUCAGAAGGACGAUCUCCUACCUGAGUUUGAUGUGGAGAUUAUGCCAGAGUGGGCGUUUGUGGGAUCUGUAGUGCUGGGCAGUGUCUUGUUCCUGUUGUUGCUGGGGAUCUGCUGGUGCCAGUGUUGUCCUCACUCCUGCUGCUGCUACGUCCGCUGCUGCUGCUGUCCCGACACCUGCUGCUGUCCACGACACUUAUAUGAGGCAGGGAAGAUGGCAAAAAGUGGACUUCCUGCUCAGGUUCCUGUCUAUCCCUACUACAUUUCUGGUGUACCUACUGCAGUUCCUCUUGCCCCUUCAUCCCAUGUGGACACAAAGAUUGCCUCUAUCCCCUCAAUAGAGAAUAACCUGGCUGGAGUGCGCAGUGGUUAUCGACUGAAAGCCAGUCCAGACCAGGACUCAAUGAAAGUUCUGUACUACAUAGAGAAGGAGCUGGCUCAGUUUCCCUCUGCCAAGAUGGCUGCACUCAAAACAGCCAGUAGCCUGUCAGAGCUGAGCUCUCUUCACGACGGAGGGAACACAGACUUCAGACACACCUAUCAGACGGUCCAGAUGAAGGCGCUCCCUCCCAUCGCGGACCUCGACGACCAGUCAGUGCUGAGAGCAGCUCCACCUGCACAGAGUCGAAGGCCCAGGCGGGACAGAGGCAACCACUCAGACGAUGAGCUGGACAGAAGGUGGAACUGCCGCUCGGAGCACCUGCAGAGAAAGACGCUGAGCAGAAGAGGGCGCACUGGCUCCCUGGAUGAGCUGGAGGAUUUCGCUCGGUCUUACGAUACUCGAGGUCGUCGGGCUGAGCCCACCGGCCGGGUCUAUGAGCGGGAUUACAGUCCUCCCAGGCGUUUCUACAGAGACGAGGAUGAUGGAUGGGGCCGCCGCAGCCCCUCACCUUUACCACAGAAGAGAAGGGACACAUGGGACAGUGAUCGCCCCUCUCGGCCUCCCCAAAGGGAAGGAUACGACGACACAUUCCUCAGGAGUGUGCUGGAGAGCAAGGCGAGGGGGCGGGGAGGGGACAGAGGCGCUGGCAGACUGGACGAGGACAGUGACACUCCCUCUAAAGGCAGCUCCAGAGGAAAGGGCAGCAAUAGUUACUACAGCCGGUCGCCCAGCAACCGUCCAGAAGAGGAGGAUCCUUUGCCUCCAUACUCUGAGUGGGAGGCUGAGCGGUACCGCAGGGCCAACCCGACCGCAAGCCAGUACCGCACCGCAGAACCUCCCAGAUCAGAGCGAUACGGGACCACUGAAUCAGCCAUGAGGCCUUUCUCUUACACCCGCCCCCACCAGGGCAAGUCCCACACAUUACAGGGGGGCAGAGAGGACAGAGACAGGAGCCGAAACCUGAGCACUGCACUGAGCAGGGACUCUCUCAUAGUGUGACAAGCUUUCCCAGCCUCGACCUCGCACAGCACUGCCAGUCCGUUCAUUUAAACCGUCCUGUUGCCAUGCAGGAGAGGCUGACUGUUCUCCCAUCAGCCACAGGAAGUCUGGCUCAUCUCUGAAAUAACUGCACUGAGAAAAAAAACUGCAAUAGUGGAUGGAAAAUGCAGAGAAAUUAACGCGCACGAAGCAGCAUGCGCAGUCGCUUAUGUUAGUACAGGAUGUUUUUCCUGGUGCAUAAUGCAUGUGUAGUCUGCAGAUGUUACGUAUGAGGUUUUUAUUUGUUGAGUUCGAUGAGUUGAUUUAUUUACAUCAGUGCCAAGAUGGUUUUUUUUUUAUCAUCAAUAUCGUCUGCCAAUUUUGGAGUAUUUCUUUUUUUUUUUUUGUAACACCCAACACAGUCUUAUAUUUCCUACAGUCUUCACACUCACACUCAGAACACUGGAACUCAGGUUCACUUUGUAUUCAUGUGUUUGUCUGUUGUUGACGUUGUACUGUAUGUGAGCACAGUACCUUGUUUUGUUUUAAUUGCACUGCUUAAAUACUUUUUAAAUAAAGAAAACUCUUGAGUCUU
Molecule: messenger RNA, 2728 nt
Organism: Scatophagus argus
Lineage: Eukaryota; Metazoa; Chordata; Actinopteri; Scatophagidae
Gene: ildr2b
Product: immunoglobulin-like domain containing receptor 2
Exons: 10
Coding region: 277-2154 (625 amino acids)
Biological process (GO): pancreas development
Cellular component (GO): membrane
Source: RefSeq, a predicted model, not a curated record